CUGGGAACCCUGAGGGAGAGCUGGUAACCCUGGGGACAGCUGGGAACCCUGGGGAGAGCUGGGAACCCUGGGGAGAGCUGGGAACCCUGGGGAGAGUUGGGAACCCCGAGGGAGAGCUGGGAACCCUGAGGGAGAGCUGGGAACCCUGGGGGAGAGCUGGGAACCCUGAGGGAGAGCUGGGAACCCUGGGGGAGAGCUGGGAACCCUGAGGGAGAGCUGGGAACCCUGGGGGAGAGCUGGGAGCUGUGACUAAAGAGCUGAAGCUGAAAACUAUGCAUGGACAGUUAGGUAACAUGACGGAGGGUAACACGAUGGGGGUUGAGAGGGAGGAGUAUGUGGAGGUGGUGCAGGAUUACUCUUACCAGCGGGAUGACCGCACCUUUCACAUGACGAAGGGAGAGAUCCUGAUGCUCCUCAAGCGUUCCACCAGUGACUGGUGGCAGGUCAUAAGACAAGGAGAACAACGACCAUUCUUUGCUCCUGUGCAAUAUGUACAUAUAACAACUGUGCCACAAGAACAAAUGAAACAAUUUAUCAAGCAAGGAAGGCAGCAGCAAAAGCUGCACCAAAAGCAAAGUUCAGAUGAAAUCAUUCCAGUUAAUAGGCCGCAGGGCUUAUCAUUACAACAGAUGGAAAGCCUGUCUGCAUCAGCCAAUGUAGAGAUUCCAUUUACCAUCAAUCCAGUUACUAGUCAUAGUUACAUGGCUACAAUAGAGCCAACCGGGGUAGUAUCAGAGAGGAGAGAUCAGUUCCCAAACAGACCGCAUGGAUUUUCCUCUUUUAAAAACGAUUCACUUAAAGGGUUGUCCCCCAGGAACAGCAGCAGCAGCAGCAAUGAGCUGCUGUCUCCAAACAGUCGAGGUCCUGCACACGGAGGACAGGAAUCCUCGUCCUCACACACAUCAAAAUCAAGCUUGAAUGAUGGCAGCAUGGAGUCACUCAAGUAUCUCCAUUCUAGAAAGCAAGGGAUAAAGGCAGCUUCACAUGAUGAGUUAAUAUGUGGGAAUCGAAGUCAAUCCACUUUGGAUGUUAGUCAACCUCGAGCAGCUAGCAAUGAGGAAUUGGAUGGUCAUUAUAGUGGCAGAGAUUAUAUAUUUAAGAGCAAUCAACUAAGUUAUCGUCAUAGAUCCAACUCUGUUGAUUUUAGAUUAUUUCAGAAAGAAUUAUCAUUUAGUGAAAUGAAGCAAGGAUCUCUUGAUAAGAGUCGUAAGCCAAGACUGUCAAAAGAUCCAGGCAAUAGACGUAGAUCCUGGGCAGUUGAGGAGCUACGUGCAUCAGAGAAUUUCCGUCCUUCUCUAAGAAGAGGGGAGACUGUGGAUGCAGCCAUUGUCCUGGAUGUGCCUCCAAAACUGCCACCUAAACAACGAAAGCAGAGACUUGAAACAUUUAACUCUAGCUCAGAAAAUAUUGGUAUUUUAGAAGGACCAAUUGACAUUAAGUUACAGGAAGUUAAACUAAGUAUGGCUCCAUCUGGAAUAAAUGUUAACAGUCAAAGUCACUCCCGUGAGAUGGGACAUUAUCGCCACACCUCUGAUCCUCUUAUAUUGUCAGAAAAUGAACAUAAAAAUUCUCUUAGUCGUCAUGAUGCUCAGGAUUUAAAAGAUCCUCCAGUUGCUUUACCAAGAAAGAUUUUACCUCCUCAAGUUUCUUCACUUGAAAGAAACAAAGAGGAUGAGGAAUCCACAAAAAGUAUGAAAGUUGGCAUUUCAGCAUCAGUAAGUUUAGGUGAUUCUUUGCCUAGAGAAACAAAUAGCAGUCAGGUAAAGAAAAGCUCAAGCCAUAGUAAUUUGAGUAGUAAUCCUGCCAGUAAGGGUGGAGGAAUUCUGAAGAGGGGUGCAAGUUUGUCAAAAGGGAACCAUGGACCAAAGAUCUGCACUAAUCCUGACUCUGUUCCAAAAAUUCCUGGCACAAUAGAUUUGUUGAGAAUUGAUGGUGGCACUCCAACAUCUACCAGGAAAGACUAUGGACCUCCUGAGUCUCCUAGAAAACAUCAUAUAUCUUCUGGAAAGGUGGCUGGAAUUAUUGAAACAUGGAGGAGCUUCAAGUACAAGGGUGAGAGGCGAGACUGCAAGAAGGAAGACGAGAAGGAAAACGAAGGUGGCAUAAUGUCAUCUAGAGAGACUCCAACGCCUGACACUUCACGUGGUGGAAAAAUGACACAGACUCCACCUUCACCACAAACAAGUCCCCAAAGGAUAGUUUUUGAUGACUGGGGUGAAUAUAUUGAUGAGGGUACAAAAAGACAAUAUUUUUAUAACACAAGAACCCGCGAGAAGCGAUGGAAGCCCCCACGAAAAGGAAUACAUUCAGUUGCCAUUCCUGAGGUACCUCCAUCUGCUAGACAAGAGGAACCGAGAUGUGGCUCAAGUCGUCCACCAAGGAGUCCGGCACCUGACUAUCCCAAUUCUCCCAAAUCCUCCCAUAAGCCUUUCUCUUACUCAAACCUGCCUGAAGGAUACUUACCGUCACAGUUAAACAGGGCUGCUACUCUCACACCGGCCUCCAGUGUCACCUCGCACCCACAGCUGGUUUCGUCUCUCACAUUACCUGCAUAUGGUGUUUCCUCACACAAGAACAUGUCUCUACACUUUCCUUCCAAUGCCCACCAAAUUCCUGCCCUGGGUUCAAAUACUCCCCCCAUUGCCCCACCCAGCAGUGCCAAACCCCACUACCCAUCCACUCCUACCACUGAAUUUCCAGAAUUACCUGAGACUGAAUCAAAUUCUGCCUUGCUUGACAUAUUAUACAAUAUGAGUCCCCCAAAAGGCUGGCGUAAAGAAUAUGAUGCUCUCACACAGAUGGUAUACUUCUACAACACGGCUACCAAACAGCGGUCAAAGGGAGUUACGUGGGUGACAGAAGUGGACAUUUCCCAUCACGAGAACAAGCAGUACAUGCGCAAGAGUUACCAGAGUACAAUGGAUCUUGCCAAAGAACUGCAGUUAGAUGCAGAUGUUUUUGUUAAUAAGUGUUAUGAUUCUGGAGAAGCUUCUGUAAGGAGUACUGUUACUCCCGCUUGUGAAGGUGAUAAUACAAUAAACGUGACAGAAAAGAUUCAAACACAGAAUCAUCCUGAAGCUUCAAAAGCACCGGGACAUAAACAGGAACGAGAUGUUGGUCACGAUGCCAAAGUUCCGCCAAAAAAGCCUCCUCGAAAAUCUCAGUUGUCUGUGCAGGCAUCACUGCCUAUUCAGACAAGACAGACAGAGGUGGUUGCAAUCACCAGCCGCCCACGUUCGCCACGUGUCCAGACUCGUUGUGUUUUGGGCCCACUUGAUACUCCGUCAAUAAUGGAACCUGGUUCUCGAGUCUCCUCUUUUGCACCACGUUCAAGUACUUCUCGACCUCAUGGACAUUCCAGGAGUAAGUCUGAAAGUUUAAAAGUUGAUCAACUGAAACUACAAGACAUAGGCAUUCAAGAUUCUGCAUUAGCAUUAAGUAGUAUGUUUACCAGCCUGGGGCCAGAUUCUCGGUGUGCCACGACCCCCAGGUCCCAAGUCACACGUACACCAAGCCCCAAGUCACCUUCCCCACAUGCAACAAGAUCCAAGUCACCAUCUCCACUUGCUACCAGAUCCAAGUCACCACAAAAAUAUUCUAUUAGUCCUAAGUCACCUUCCUUUAUGCAGAAGCCCAAGUCACCCUCCUUCAUGAGAAAACAGAAAAACCAAGUAAGAGGACCUGUUUCCACACAACAGGAUACAUCUUCUGAAACACUGAUUAGUAAGCGUGAUGUUAGCCCAGGAAGCAUUGCAGAAAAAUGUGAUAAGGAAAUUAGUUCACAUCACCCAGCUGGCAUGCUUCAUUGCCUGACAGAGCAAGAUCAAAAUGAAAAGUGCACGGAAUCAGAUAAUGAAAAAUUUAUGCCCAAAUCUCAAUUUGAUGAGAUUCUGAAAGAGUUAAGUGCUCAUAGCAUUAUGUCAGCCUUGUCGCAUUUGCUGCCUUCAUAUAAUGAGAGCAGUGAAGAAAUAAACUCAUCUACUGAUAGUGAGUGUGUGAGAAUUCCAUAUAAAACUUCCGAGUCUGGUGUUGGAAAAGAUGAAGGCACGUUACGGAAAAGAGGGCAGGAGGGAAUAUUUUCUUUUUCAAUCAGUCCACAAGAUCGGUUAAUGGAAGGCAAAACUGUACCAAAGUCGCUGAGUCAUGUUCGAAAGUCAACAUUUAUUAGUCAAGAUGAGGUAGGAUUUAUCCUAGAAGAUAAAUCUCUGUCUAGCAUAUAUAGAUCAACGUCCUCGGAAGCUAGUAGCCCCAUUCUGUUGGCCCGGAUUAAUGAUUCAGUCUCUUCACGCUCCUUAAGCUACGAUCAAGGAAGUGAAAUCCAGUCAGAUUGGGAUGAAUCUACGUUUACUGAUGAUGCUGAAAGCUUUUCACCUACUCUACAGUUUCAUUUUACUGGAAGUGAUGGUGGAAGAGAGCGCAAGAAAUCGCAAGAUUCUCAAAAGUGGCUGGCGACGAAUAAUGAUGAAGGCAAGAUCUACUACUACGAAGAGUCGGGUUCUAAAAGUCUGUGGAGACUUCCACAGAUUGACGACUGUGACAACUCUUCCGUGGACGGCAAGGGGAUCAGAGUUUCCACCAUAGCAGAGAAUUUGGCAGAGUUAAGUGCAAAUAUUGUUAAAGAAGGAUUCCUGCAUCGCACUUUCUUUUUACGAGAUGGGAAGAAGGUCCGCAAAAACUGGACACAAUCUUAUGUUCGGUUCAUUGUAGGAGCUUUUAACUCGGGGUCCUCAGGACUUCUCUACUUUUCCAAGACGAAAGAUGAAGAUAAGAAAGCGGAGAUAUUUGAGUUUUAUCCGACAUGCUACUUGGAGCACACUACAGACAAGAAGACAAGCAGACAGCAAGUGCUGGGUUUGAGGAAUGGUCAUGAUACAGAGGUGUUACUUCAGUUUGAAGAUAAAGACAUUGCAGUAGAAUGGUUUAAGAUUCUUGAAACACAUGAAGGUGUACAGUACAGUGUUGCUCCCACGCUUGAGAAGGAAGAGAAGAAAGGAAAACGGGGAUCUGAGAAGAUCAAACGUGAAGCCAGUGUUGAGCACCUUAAUCCUGACAGCAAGGGUAUCACUGAUAAACUUCGUAAUUUUAUAAAAAGAAGGCCAUUAAAGGAAACUCUAGAGAAAAAGGGCAUUUAUAAAGAGUCGGUGUUUGGCAGUACUCUCGCAGAGCUUCAUAUUCAGGACAAAACCACAAUUCCUAUAUUUGUUCUUCAGUGUAUUAACCACAUAGAGAAAAACCACGAAAAUUUACACACUGAUGGAUUAUAUCGGAUAUCUGGAAAUGCUGCUCAAAUUCAGAAGAUCAGAUUUGAGGUUGCCCAGAGAAACUACAGCAUUUUGAGUAGAGAGAAGGAAAUUCACAACCUGUCUGGGGCUUUGAAGUUGUUCUUCCGUGAGCUCAAGGAGCCGCUGAUUCCAUUUGACAAUUACCAGGACUUCAUCCAAGCUACUGGAUCUGAGUACCGGCGGAUGAACCAACAAGUGGAGAAAUUGACAAAAGCUGUGAACAGGCUCCCACCAGAAAAUUAUGAUACUCUCAAGGUUCUUCUUCAGCAUCUUCUCAGAGUAAGUGAAUUUGAGAGUGAAAAUCGGAUGAGUAUUUCAAACCUAGCCAUCGUGUUUGGACCCUGCCUUCUUUGGCCACAAGUAACAUCAUCUCACGACCUCAUGACAGACGUGAUGCUCCACAAUCGUGUUAUUGAGGGACUUCUCUCCGAUUUCUCACAAAUAUUUUCCAGCAGAAAGUGAUGAGUAAUAUGUAAUGAUAUUAUCAUUCCACUCAUAAAGGUACCUGAAAAUUUUGCCUUGUUUUAGGUCAUAUCAUAUACUACACCAUUAUUUCUAACACUGUCGGGAAUCAUGUUAAGAUUUCUUUGUUACAUCAGGAUUUGUAAUCCCAUUACUGUUAUGAAAUGGACUUUAUACAUCUGAAAAGCAGUGGAAACUGGGACAAAUGACAGUUGGGGUAAAACUGUUCAUAAUAAUGACCGAGUUCCUUCAUAAUUUUCUAGUUCAGUGUUUUAUAACGACGAGUCUUGGUGAGUAUCAUACCGGUUACAGAAUGCAUCUGAGAGUUGUAUUGCCAUUAAAAUUAGUGUUAGGUAUUCAUCUCUGUGAUGCAGGCUGGAAAAGCGUUCAUAUUAACUUAUCAUGUAACAGUUUCCUGUGCUUUGCAUUCCAUUAUGGUGUUCAACAGUGUGUAUGAGGUGCUAUUUUGUAGAAUUUCUUUCUGUACUGUGCAACAAAAGGUUUAUGAAAAGUUAAAUUAUUUUGUGUUUCGUUGUUAGUAUGCUUAUCUUUUUCUUUAUGGAAAAAUGUUAACAAAAAAGACAGUUUACAACCCUACCUGUUGUGUAUUAUCAAGAGUGUGCUCGUGUUACUUGUAAAUACAUGGCUCAGUAUUGUGUAUCUUACGUCAUUACCGCAGAGAGCGUUUAGCGCUCUUAAGUCAGCUUUGUACAGUAUUUCUCUGUAUUACUUGUAUAUGUAUCCCAAACUGUAUAUUUUGAAUUCAUAAUGUCUUGAAUGUUGUAUAAUAAUUGUUUGUAAUUAUUAGAGUUGGGGUAUAGGUUCGUAAUGUGUCAACCAAAUGUUUAUAUGGUGGUAAUUUUGGGCCUCUGCAGUAACCUGGAGAUUUGUAUAUAUAUUAUCCCAUUAAGAGAGGACAUUCAAAUUGUCCACCACCAAAAGCUGUAUAUAUAAUUAUUAUGCAUCUUAUAUGAAGCAAGUAUAAUUGUUAUUUCUAUUAUUUUUAUUUUAUAAAGGCUUAUUUUGUUAAAUAUUUUGGACCACUGAAGUUGUACCUUAACACAAAAUAGUUUGAGAGUGAAUCUUAAGCCAAGAGUGGUAACGUGUACACUGAUUUUUUUUUUUUGGGGGGGGGGAAAGGGGCACACCACUGUUAUAUAUUUUAAAAGUGGUAAAUGAUGCAUAUUGGCCAAAGUUAAUGAUGGGAGAUAUAUUAUGAUGGCUUUUGCACAGUUAAGGCUUUUACGUAGCCAAGGCUUUUGUGUAGCCAAGGCUUUUAUGUAGCCAAGGCUUUUAUGUAGCCAAGGCUUUUAUGUAGCCAAGGCUUUUGUGUAGCCAAGGCUUUUAUGUAGCCAAGGCUUUUAUGUAGCCAAGGCUUUUGUGUAGCCAAGGCUUUUAUGUAGCCAAGGCUUUUGUGUAGCCAAGGCUUUUGUGUAGCCAAGGCUUUUAUGUAGCCAAGGCUUUUGUGUAGCCAAGGCUUUUAUGUAGCCAAGGCUUUUAUGUAGCCAAGGCUUUUAAGGGAUAGGUUUAGGGCUCAUCCCAAGGGGCUCCAGCCUCUACUUUAUUAUAAAUUAUAUCUCUUGGAAUGUUGUCAAGAGAAGUCACAAGUCUUCACUGUGUAGUGUAUUUUAUAUAAGAAAAUAUUUAAAUACAAUGAUUGAAAAUACUAUAUUAUGUGCAUGAUUUAAAUAAAUAUUCAUUAAAGCAUUACUUUGUGAUCUGCCUUGGGCUGGCCCAUUUAUAGUCAUGAUUUUUUCACCCCUAUUUAUAGCUAUUUUCCUAUCCUUUCUAUGCAUUUAAGGGUUCACCUAAAUCUAGUUGUCAAGUUAUUAGUUUUAAGAUGUAAAUGCAUGGUGUAGCAGAUACUACUCUUCAUUCAUUACAGGAUCAAAUUCCCACUGUGCAAAUUAAUAAAAAUGUUUUGCAACAUUUACAAUGAUUGCAUAUAAGCAAGAAGGCAUUAUAGUUGUCUUAAAUUGCAUUUUUUCAUUUUGAUGUGCAUUACUUCUAUGGCAGAAUGUACAUACUGUAUUUUACUCCUCAAUUACACCAGUUGCUAAUAAUUAUGUAGAUAUUUAUAGUACACUGAACCAUGCACUCCCACUCAAAUGGAACACAUUUCUUUGGAAUAUCAGGUAAACCAGAAGCUUUUUAUUCAAUUGCAAAAAAGAGCAAAGCUCAGAUGCGCCUCAUCUAAUUUAAGCCAUUAAAAACAAUAGCAGAUUUUGUCAUGGGUCUGGUUGACUUCAUUAUAUCCAUAUACAGUACCAGGUACAAUAUCCAUAUACAGUACCAGGUACAAUAUCCAUAUACAGUACCAGGUACAAUAUCCAUAUACAGUACCAGGUACAAUAUCCAUAUACAGUACCAGGUACAAUAUAUGUAUUAUAACCAGAUUUGCAUCCUUUGUAUAAUAACUGGGUGAUAAUAACUAAUCAACAUGUGAUGAAAACUCUGCAUUACCCCAAUGAUCAACUCAUGAUGAUAUCCACCUCUGAAGGUUAGUAAUUGUCAUAUGUUAAUCUCUGGACCAAUGCAGUUAUCUUCAUUUUCCAAUUUUAGUUAUUAUAUCCUGGUUUUAUGUAAAUCGUGUAAAUAUGGGUAUAAAAGCUAUAAUACAUGAAUGUAAAGGAGUUAGCCAAGACUCCAAAAAUAAUUUGCUAUCACUUUUAAUUUCUGUAUUUACUAUGCAAUGAAAUUAUCAUGUAUUAGUGGCUUACAAUUAUUUUCAAAUCACAGUUUGGUCUUUCCUGCCUUUGUUUGAAUUUGUUUUUGGACAAUGUUCCCAGACAGAACAGCAGCAAAGAAGUUGGUUGCUGGACAUUUCCCUUGAGAAAUUCCGAGGACAGGUUUGUGUGUUUUACCCUGAAUUUACCUGAAAACCACUAUCUCUAUCAGCCUCAACGAGAACUAGAAGCCGGCGGCAUGUCAAAGUUUUUCCCCCCACACUGUUCCUAAGGAUUUUUUCCAACUGGUGUACAUAUUACAUUUUAGGCUUCCAUAUAGUAUUUAAUCACUUGUUAUCAAAUAUUUGUUCAUAAACUGAGAUGUUCAACAACAACAAAAUAAUGCAAACUAACAUGUGAAGCCACGAACAUAAAAAUUGUCCAAGUUUAUCAUUUGAGGCCACUCAUGUCCCUACACCACGAGUAAACAAGCUGCAUAUCUGGUUGUGAGACAUUGACUGCACCACCCAGCUACUGUGUAUACCUCAUAUAACCAGAGAAGUAGCAGUUUUGGGGGGACAUUUUUUGUACAUUUUUGGCAAUACAGUACCAUAUUUUUGUAUGGUAAAAAUAAUUAUAUUUUUAUUCUUCUAGCACAACCAAAGGGCUAAGAAGAAAAAUAAAGCAAUAUUAGACUACACCACACACCAGAAGAUGAGGAGACGAUGACGUUUUGGUCCAUCCUGGACUAUUAUCACAAUUGACAUGAUAAUGGUCCAGGACAGACUGAAACAGCGUCGUCUCCUCAUCUUCUGGUGUGUGGUUUAGUCUUUAUAUCCUCAGCUACGUUAUUGUGACUCGUCGUCUGCAAAGCAAUACAGUAUUAAUGUCAUGAAAAGUUUGGCCAUUUGAUCAUCAUAAGACAAUUGAAGCUUGACUAAAGAUAAAUACAAUAAAAUAACAAUUUUGUAUUGUUUAUUCUGGUUCUAUAGCAUCAUUAUUAUUAUUACAUUAUUAGAUAUAAUGAAUAUAUUAAAUUAUGAAUUAAUGCCUGCUUUAUUAUUUCUGGUAACAAAAAUUGCUCUUGAAAAUUGUCAAAUCCAUGCUGAUGGCAUAGUCAACAGAAGAUGAGAUAGAACAAAAAGGCGUCUGUUUAAAUGUGUUUGUUCCAAGAGGCGUACAUAGUAAUGGUUUUCAGAAAUGAAUAUUUUGGGGAAAAGUAAUGGUUUUACUCCUGACAUAUGUUAAUGUUGGUGGUGUGCUAUGUUGCUGACUGUGGUAUGAUACUAAUGGCAGCAUGUCAGUGACAGUCUUUAGUUACCACCAGUGGUGUGUCACUGACAGUCAUAUGGCAUUGACGGUGGUGUGUCAUUGAUUGUGGUGUUAUUGCCAGUAGUUUCUCAGUUAAUGGUGGUGCGUCACUGACAAUGGUGGAUCAUUUGACAGUGGUGUCACUGUUUAAGUGUUGUAUUAUAUAAAAAAGACUUGGUGGGUCUUGGGUAUAUGGUGGGUAGAUUGUUCAGAAUGUUCAUUUGUGAAUAUUGAGAUAACAUGUAUUUCAAGUAUUUAAGAAAGAUUUGUGUGUGUACCACUACAUUGUUGAAGAGAAUGAGGCAUUGUAAACACACUUGUAAUAAUGAUAUAACAAAUCAAUUUUUUAUUCUUAAAAAUAAAAUAUAUAAAGCUAGGUAAUUGGAACAUUUGGAAUACAUGAUGAAUGCUUGUCUAGCUAAAGUUCAUAUAAAUAUAAUUGGAGUUAUAGGAGCAUAGUUGAAGUUAUAGGCAAAUGUAGAUGGCUAAGUAUAGAUUUUAAAGCUGUAACCAAGAUGUUUACAUAAAGUGCCAGUAAGAGAACAGACAAUGACUAUUGGGCAAAACUGUAAAAGAAUAUAGUAAACAAACCUAAUAUAUAUAUUUGUAAGCAGUGAAUAGUUAAUCAUAUUGUCGAUAAAUUUAUUGCUUUCAGUUAAGGCUAAAUAAAUUGAUUGUAGUUUUGAUGUGAGGCUCUUAAGGGUAGCAGUGCACAUUCGUAGGAAAGAAUCCGUGUUAUAGAAAGUUUGAUGGUUUUACACGAUAGUGAUUAAUAUUGUGUAAUUAGUAAUUGCCCAUCUAUGUCAGAAUGUGAGACGAUAGGUACAACUUGUAAAAUUGGAAGAUAGUACCAGACAUUAAGAAGACAAAUGGGAAAAAAUGCUUUCUUGUAAAGAUUGUAUUGCUAAGUAGAUUUGUUUAGUCAAGCAUAUUAUAACCAAGUAAAGAACAAAAUAUUUAUAGUAGCUUGCAUAUAUUCUACUGUAUGUAUUGUGAAACUUAGCACAGCUUUGACUUAUUUUAACAAAAUAAUAAUGUUUAUUGUAUUUAACAUUAUAAAGAGGAGACUGAUGCAUAUUGAUCAGAAUAUAAUUUGUUUAGAAGAUUUGUAUGCAGAGAUUUGUACUACAGAAACAUUGUUAGUCCACAUUAUAAAGUGUUAAAACUUGUAUGCCUCCAGAAUACAGUAUUAAGAGUUUCAAGUUUGUGAUAAUGCUUGGGUACCCCAUUUUUGUCAUAGUACUUCAGUUAACUAAGAAUUUUGCAAAUGUAUUGCCUUUAGAACAAGAAUAUAUCUUGCAUUAAAGUUUUAGUGUGUCUUCAGUUGUAGUGAACAAUUGUAAGCUUUUUUGAUAUAUAUAUUUUGGAAGUAUUAUUAUACUGUUUUAAACAUAUUUUGUUAUGAAGUUAGUGCAUCCCAGACCAGGGCAUAUUAUUAAUAUAAAUGACUAUGGGUGUUCUCACAGCUUAAAAUAUAAAUUGCAUGCUGGAAAUUGAGUGCCAGAUACGAGUAUAUUUCUUGGCAUGUACGUAUCACCUAUGUAUAAACUAUAUUUUUAAUAAAAAGUUUUAAAGGAAAUAUUUGUAUUUAAAGUAUUUUAACCAUACGAAUUAAUAAGAGUACUGUAUUUAUUGCAGUUUUGCAACUUUUGUGAGAUUUCAUGGCAAAACAAAUGUUGUACCUUUGUGUACAUCUGGGUACAAUUGGUUAGACAUAAAUAUGAAUAGGUUUGGGUGGAUAUAAAUAGAAAGUGCCUCAUGUAGGUCAAUAGAUCUUCUGCAGUUAACUUUAUUCCUAUGUAAUAAGAACCAAUGAGGAGGACAUUUUCAAAGAUGUCUUCUCCAAAAGGUUAAAAAGUUUAAUUGUAUCAUGAUAAAUUUUCUAAACCAUCUAAAUUAAAUAUUUUUUCAUAUUUAAACUAUAUAGAAAAUGUGUAACUGGUAAUUGAGAUUAGUAUUGCAUACUUGUCCAAGUUCACCUUCUUAUGUUACUGUCUAGUACACUGUUUCUAAUGUUUCUAUUUCUAUUCUAUAGAAACAAGUGUUUCUAUUUAAACUACUCUAUAAUGAAUAUGGGUACAAAUGUUAAUUGUUAUAAUUUUUAGAGGGUUGGAGAAUUGAUUGACAUUGGCACACUUGUAAACUGAAACAAGAGUGCAAUUAUGGGUGAUGCAUACUUCAUCUCUUUAUUCUGUAGCCAGGUGAAGAUGUUGGGUAUAUAUAUAUAUUUAAAGUGCAUUUGUUGGAUGUUGAUAUUGCCAAAUAUAAUAUGGAAACGCAGGUAUGUUUUAAUUAGGAAUUUGUGUAAUGUGCAAUUUUAUUCAUGCAGAGAUAAGAAAUAGCAGUACGGUACUGGUUACUUGUGCUGAGCGAUAGUUUCUUGCAUUGACUGUGAUUAUCUUCGUUUGCUGGCAUGUUUAUUUUUGAGUCCCCGAGAUGUAAAUAUAUUCUCUAAACCA
Molecule: messenger RNA, 12180 nt
Organism: Procambarus clarkii (red swamp crayfish)
Lineage: Eukaryota; Metazoa; Arthropoda; Malacostraca; Decapoda; Cambaridae
Source: RefSeq, a predicted model, not a curated record